Molecule: messenger RNA, 1294 nt
Organism: Argiope bruennichi
Lineage: Eukaryota; Metazoa; Arthropoda; Arachnida; Araneae; Araneidae
Product: innexin inx2-like
Exons: 2
Coding region: 317-1150 (277 amino acids)
Biological process (GO): phototransduction
Cellular component (GO): gap junction; plasma membrane
Molecular function (GO): gap junction channel activity
Source: RefSeq, a predicted model, not a curated record
AGGAACAUCUGGAUGCAAAGGAACUUCCUUUGCAUCCAGAUAGAAAACAAAAUUUCUCUCGCAUGUGGCUGGUCAGCAUCGAUUGUUAUUCAGGAUUUGGAAAAUAGACUUCGUUUCCAUAUUGAAGGAUUUCUUGGGUUUCUGGGCUCUGCAAGCCACCAGCUCCUCCGUGUCCACGAGCAAUUGGGUAUUCGCCCUUCAAUACAAGUACACCAGCAUCGUACUGAUUAUCUGCAGCACUUCUGUGGCCAUCAAUCAGUUUUUAUUCCACCCCAUAAAUUGCAAUGAAAACCGUGGAUUGGACACAUUAUGUUGGAUGCGCAAAUCUUUCCAUAUACCUUUUAUUUUUAGUGAAAAAUAUGGUGUUCAAGUUAAUUAUGGUUCAGAACAAUACCAUUCGUAUUAUCAAUGGUUCUGCUUCGUACUACUCGUUCAAGCUAUCAUGUUUUAUCUUCCUGGACACUUCUGGCAGGCAAAGGAAAAAGGUCGCAUGAAGAAACUUGUCCUGGGACUCGAUUCUCCCAUAAUACCUGCAGAAGCUAAAAGUAUGAACACAGCACUUAUUGUGCGGUAUCUUUUGGCCAGCAUGCGUUAUAAUCGCAGAUAUUUUAUUCAUUUCGUCGUAGCCGAGGUCUGGAAUUUCAUCAACGUUGUUGGGCAAGUCUACUUCAUAGAUUACGCAUUUGGUAAAGUAUUUACAACUUACGGAUUGAAAGUGAUCGCAUUCACAGAAUGGGAGUUUUAUGAACGACAUGAUCCAAUGGCAAAUAUUUUUCCGAAGAUGAUCGAAUGCACCCUCUAUAGUAUCGGACCGUUAACUGAUGUUAUGAAAACUAAAACAAGAUGCGCUCUUCCAAUUAAUGAAGUAAGCGAGAAAAUUUACAUCCUCCUGUGGUUCUGGUUUUGCAUUCUUGCCAUCUUAUCUGGGUUGGCUCUGAGUUUCCGGCUUGUUGCUACCACGAGUCCUAAGGUCCGGUUCCUGGUCACGAGAUCUCGGGAUACAGCUUGUGACCCAGAUUUACUUAAAACCGUCAUAAUCAAGCUCGGUUUGGGAGACUGGUUUGUGCUGGACAUGCUGGCUAAAAAUGUAGAUCCUCAACAUUUUAAAGACAUCGUCCAUCAUUUGGCUAAAGAAUUGGAUAGAGGAUAGAAUAACUUCGAUUUGGUGAAUGAAAACGAUGUUUUAAUUUUUUUAAUUAGCUUUCAAAUUAAUCAGGAUUACAUAGAUUUUUAUGUUAACUAUUCUUAGCAAACCCGAAUAUUUCAGGUACUGAUUAAAACACAUUGAAGUAUG